CUUGCAGCCAGUUCCAGGCCAUGGCCAGCGGGAACAGCUCCCUAUGGGAGGCGCUGCUGCUACUGCCUGGCCAGACCUGUCCCAGCUGGAGGCACAGCAUGGAGGGCUCGGUCUACCAGCUCGCCAACAUCUUCUUCACCCUGGGCUACAUGGGCGGCAGUGGCCUGGUCGGCCUCCUAUACAUCCACCUGUUCCUGGCCUCCGGCUUCCUCUGCACCUCGGUCUGGGCGUGGACCGACGCCUGCGCCGCCGAUAUCUUCUCGUGGAAUUUCGCGCUGCUGGCGGUCUCCGCCGUCCAGCUGAGCCACAUCGCCUACCAGCUCCGCAGCGUCUCCUUCCAGCACGACUUGCAGAACCUGUACGGAGCCCUCUUCCAGCCGCUCGGAAUCCCCCUGAACAUCUACAAGAAAAUCGCCACUUGUUGCACCGUGCUGUCCCUGGAGAAGGAUCACUGUUAUGCCAUGGAGGGCAAAACCCCCAUUGAGAGGCUCUCACUGCUCCUGUCUGGCAGGAUUCGGGUGACGGUGGACGGGGAGUUUUUACAUUACAUUUAUCCCUAUCAAUUUUUGGAUUCUCCAGAAUGGGAUUCACUCAGACCGUCAGAGGAUGGGAUCUUCCAGGUGACUCUAACAGCCGAGACCAGCUGUCGCUUUGCAGCCUGGAGGAGAAAGAAGCUGUACUUGUUGUUCGCUCAGCACCGCCGCAUUUCCAGGCUCUUCUCUGUUUUGAUUGGGAAGGACAUUGCCGACAAACUGUACUCCCUGAACGACAAAGUGUAUCUGAGCAACGGGCUGCACUAUUUUAAAUUAUUGACUUCUUGCCUUCCUGCUCCUCUGAUGCUGCUUGGCCUGCUCUUCUUCUUGGCGAAUACCACCUCCGCUCCUUCGCAUUACGGUUUCACCAACGGAAUGGAGCCGCUUUCCAAUCAGACCGAGAGCUGUGACAAUUGGAAAGAAAUCCACCAUUUAGUCUUUCACGUCGCUAAUCUCUGCUUCGCCAUCGGGCUGCUUAUUCCCACCACCAUUAAGAUCCACAUGGUGCUCCUCCGUGCUAUGAUGAGUACGGGCUGUGCACUGUUCAUUGUGUGGGCAGUGCUUUACCGAUGUGCUUUAGACAUAAUGAUCUGGAACUCUCUAUUUCUUAUUCUCAACAUGUUGCAUUUCCUUUAUCUGUUGUACAAAAGGAGGCCUAUUAAAAUUGAUAAAGAGCUCAAGGUGCUUUACAGGAGAAUGUUUGAGCCACUUCAUGUCCCUCCAGAUUUGUUCCAAAGACUGACUGGACAGUUUUGCAACAUUAUGACACUCAAAAAGGGUCAGACCUACGCGGCAGAAGAUAAAACAUCGGUUGACAAUCGACUUAGUGUCCUGCUAAAGGGAAAGAUGAAAGUUUCUUAUCGCGGGCACUUUCUGCACAACAUUUACCCCACUUCUUUCAUCGACUCUCCUGAAUUCCGAUCGACUCAGAUGCAUAAAGGAGAAAAAUUUCAGGUAACUAUUGUGGCUGAAGAGAACUGCAAGUUUUUGUGCUGGUCCAGAGAGAGGCUAACUUUCUUCUUGGAGACAGAGUCAUUUCUUCAUGAAGUCUUUAAGUAUCUAAUUGGCAAAGAUAUCACAAACAAGCUGUAUUCUUUGAAUGACCCCACACUAAAUGACAAAACUGCCAAAAAGCUUGAGCGACAGCCGAGUCUUUGCUCCCAACUUACAAUGAUGAAAAUGAGAAAUAGUAUGGCCAGUACAAGUGAUACAGAAGAUGGACUAUCACACUUUCUACAUGGGGGAUCUACUGCUUCAUCAAUCCAAAGGUCCCCAUAUACUAGGACUUCAGGAAAAAUGAAACCCAUUGAGGAGACUAUUGAGGAUGAUGUCUUUGAACCACCUUCACCAGUUGCCCAGCUGGCUCCCAACUGAUACUGAACGAAACAAAAUGGAAUGUUGCUAGCAGAGAAGAGCUUUUGUCUGCUAGAAAGUACAAGAUGUAACAAAUAAGUCCUGUUACCUUUAACCAUUGAAUCACUAAUGCACAGCCAGCUAUGGGAACUGUGUAAAAUAUACAAAGGUCCAGAUUUUGACAUGUAUUAAUUUUGUUUUUUCACAUUAUCACAUUUCUGUUCCUUUCCAAUGCACCAGAACAUAAUAUGGCUUGAGACUUUUGAUGGGCAAUAUAAGCAUGCUAACACAUCAACUAUUUGAUUGAAGCACCAUUUGAUAUUCUUUUUCAUUCACAGUUUUGUUCAAAGUUUGUAGUGUUAUGAAGAGUAAAGCCUGAUUAGUUCCACCACACUUGUAUUGUAAUAAAAAGGUUAAUGAUUGGAA
Rhincodon typus (whale shark) is the source of this 2312-nucleotide messenger RNA. RefSeq names its product blood vessel epicardial substance (gene popdc1). The record is from RefSeq and is a predicted model, not a curated record. Gene Ontology annotation, molecular function: cAMP binding. The transcript is spliced from 12 exons. The coding region runs from base 21 to 1907 and encodes 628 amino acids. Gene Ontology annotation, cellular component: sarcolemma. NCBI's taxonomy places the organism in Eukaryota, Metazoa, Chordata, Chondrichthyes, Orectolobiformes, Rhincodontidae.